GGAAUUGUUUCGUCCUGUCUGAUGUGGACCAAACCAUUGGACCGUAUUGGACUAUUUCCUCAAGAUAAAACUCUCGUAUCUUAAAAUUGUGAAACACCGUGUGUAGAUCUUCAUGAGACUGAACCAGUAAUAACAUUGCCAUGACUGCUGCCAAGCGUCCCCAACCUGAAAACAAACCAUCAUCUAUUCUUUCACUAGAAGAAAAUGAUCAAUUAUUUAAACUCAUUGGCUUGCGCUGCAAAAGUAUGGCGUCAGCUGUGGUUCAGGUCUGUUUUGCUGAUCCACCCAAUAGAUCCACAUGGAACAAACGGCAUUGUGGUGUAGUCUGCUUCAUCAAAGAUAAUAUCAAGAGAUCCUAUUUCCUUAGAGUAUUUUGCCUCGACAGGCAAUCUGCCAUCUGGGAGCAAGAAUUGUACAGUUCUUUUGACUACUGUGCACCAAGACCUUACUUUCACACUUUUGAGGGAGAUGAAUGUCGCAUUGGGUUUAAUUUUGCUAAUGAAGGCGAGGCAGAAUACUUUCUGAUGGCUAUCAAAGAAUAUUUGAGGAUGAAAUCGGAGAAACGAGAACGCCGUCGUUUAUCACAGCAGCAAGUGCAGCAACCGCAACCAGGAAAACCCACGCCAGUCGCCACGAACGGAUCGGUACCAAAAUCUACAGCAGUACGAUCAGCGACAAUCACAAACAGUAUAACAGUGACAAAAAAAGGGAAGAAAGACAAGAACAAGAAAAUUACCAAGGCGGAUAUUGGAGGGCCAUCAGAUUUCAAACACAUCAGUCACGUCGGAUGGGACCCUAAUCAAGGAUUUGCACUUGACAACGUCGAUCCAAAUCUGUUGAAGUUCUUCGCCAGAGCCGGCAUAUCGGAGAAUCACUUGAAAGACAAAGCAACACGUGAAUUCAUCUACGAUUUUAUCGACAAACAUGGAGGGAAAGAAGCGGCUAUUCGUGAGAUUUCUAGUUUACAGUCAUCCGGCGGCAGUUUGUUUUCAGCACCUCCGGUGCCAGCAAGGAAUCCUCCGUCUACACCUCAGACGGCAAGGAUCGCUCCUCCGGCACCACCCGUUUCAGCUCCACCGCCGCCACCUUCAAGAGUGAUUGCCUCCCCUCCAUCUGUUGCUCCUCCAGCACCUCCUCAACGGGCCCCACCACCGAAAAUGGCACCAAUUAACAACGUUGCACCCCCACCACCUCCUGUCGGUGCACCUCCUCCUCCUCCACCACCUCCACCGCCUCCUUCGUUUGGUGGACCCCCUGCUCCUCCUGUUCCUUCAUUUGUUGUUUCGUCUCCGUCACUCCCACCCACUCCAGCUCAACCCGAUGUCCGUGGCGCCCUGAUGGACGCCAUUAAAGAGGGACACAAACUCAAAUCGGUGCCGAGUGAUGCCGAUCAAUCGAUGAAGAGUGGCGCUAAAGUGCCAGCCUUCGAUUCACGCAACGAUUUGUUGGGUCAAAUAAGAGCAGGAAAGGAACUGAAACCCGUGGAGAAAAAGGCUUCUGUUGUUGCCGUCAGCGACGAUGUCAUGGAAGGUAUGGCCGGUGCCUUGGCCAGGGCCUUGGAGGAAAGAUGUCGUGUCAUCCAUUCCGACAGUGAUGAAAGCGGCCAGGACCCAGAUGAAGAUGACGAUUGGGACGAUUAAUAAAAUUUUUGUGAAAAUCGUUCCCUAUAUCAAAAGCAGUCCUCGAGUUUGACGUAGUAUUAUUUUAAAGAGACUUAUUAGUCUUUUAUCUUUCACUGGAAUUUAAUUAUUUGCAAUAUUGCUUCUGCCUAAAUCUUCCAGUGGUACAAGCUAUCCAUUUACAUGUUUAAGCCGCACAAAGAAUCUUUUAAAUAACCGCAACCCAACUGUGACAGCCGUUGCACAUAUUGCUAUUUGCAAGUUAGAGUUAAAAAAAAAAUAAUAAUUCAUUUGGGUAGUUGUGUGUGAAUGAUGUGCCUACUUAUUAGAAUGAAAUGUGUUUCUGUUUUAUCCUUCUUGUUUUUGCUUUGCCUCAUCUACCAAUAUCCUUUCUUGUUCUGAAAUGAAUUACACUAAUGUCCUAUUGUCACACA
Molecule: messenger RNA, 2053 nt
Organism: Daphnia pulicaria
Lineage: Eukaryota; Metazoa; Arthropoda; Branchiopoda; Diplostraca; Daphniidae
Product: neural Wiskott-Aldrich syndrome protein-like
Exons: 6
Coding region: 141-1640 (499 amino acids)
Biological process (GO): actin filament organization
Molecular function (GO): actin binding
Source: RefSeq, a predicted model, not a curated record